AUGCCUACCAUCGCAGGCUCCGUCGUUCUCGUCACAGCAGGUACAUCUGGGCUUGGUCUCAGUGCAGCCACCAAAAUUGUCCAACUCGGUGCAAAUGUUGUGAUAAACUACGCCUCUAGCAAAGACCGUGCCAACAGCGCGGUUGCUCACCUUCAGGAAUUGUCUAGUGACCAAGAACCUUCUCCCAAGGUUAUCGCAAUUCAAGCCGACGUCACUAAGAAAAUCGAGAUCCAGCGCCUCGUAGCCGAAACUGUCGAGGCUAUGGGCAAGCUUGACGCCGUGGUAUCCAACGCCGGUUGGACUCAAUUCGCCAACUUUAUGGACCUUGAUGACAAUGUUGAUGAAGAUGUUUGGGAUAAGUGCUAUGCGGCCAACGUCAAGUCACAUUUGUUUUUAUGUCAUGCCGCGAAGAAGUAUCUUGAGAAUGCAAAUGGUUCAUUUGUUAUGACUUCUUCUGUUGCCGGAGUCAAGCCCAGUGGAAGCUCAAUUGCAUACUCAGUUACGAAAGCUGCACAAAUUCAUCUGGCAAAGUCGUUGGCUAUGGUGAUGGCGCCGUCAAUUCGCGUAAACGCCGUGUCUCCGGGAUUCAUGGAAACGAACUGGAUCGCCGGUUUUCCACAGUCAAAGAUUGAUGAGGCAAGGGGGAAAACCUUGCUUAAGCGAAUCACCCAGGUUGAUGAUGUGGCCGAUCAGAUAGUUCUUCUUAUCAAGUCGGAGUCUAUCACGGGCGCGAACGUCGUUAUCGACUCUGGCUUCUCUGUAUGA
This is a messenger RNA of Fusarium pseudograminearum CS3096, 765 nucleotides long. RefSeq lists its product as uncharacterized. The transcript is spliced from 4 exons. Bases 1 to 765 code for a protein of 254 amino acids. The record is from RefSeq and is a predicted model, not a curated record. Lineage: Eukaryota; Fungi; Ascomycota; Sordariomycetes; Hypocreales; Nectriaceae.